UGGGGUUCAGUUCAGUUCAGUUCAGUUUUAGUUACCGCACGGCAAAAGCGUCGCUGCUCCGCACAAAUUUAUUUUUAAAACAAACCAAACAAACGCAGCCCCAAACAUAGUGGCGCUGGCGUCGUUACCAUCGAUUCAGUUCCUCCAGGCAGCAUAGACCCUAACCUCAAAUCAGCUGUUGCAUACAAUUGACAUCGUGCGAAGCGCGUCCAGCGAAGACAAUAAUAACAACAAGAACAACGGCAGCAAAAGCAACACACAAAAUGGACAUUCAAACACUCUGCAAUGAAUGGGAUGAGCUCAAUCGAGAAUAUGCCGAGCUUGAGGAGUGCAACAGACGCAACAUUGAGCUGCUGGAGCAGCUGCAUCAGCAUCAACAGAAAUGCUUUAACGAGAUCAAGCAUCAGCGAUAUCGUAUGAAUCAAAUAUCAGCCUCAAUGCGACAAUAUAAAGGACCGGUUGAAGGCGAGGAGAAGGAGAAAUUGGACAACCUAUUAAAGAUGUCGCUAAAGCGCAAGGCGCAACUACAUGAAAUAGAGCAAUCACUGCCGGCACGAUCCGGUCGCUAUCUACAGAUAAUACUAGGCGAUGUGAAUGUCUCGAUUCUGAACAGAAACGACAAAGUUCGCUACAAAGAUGACUAUGAAAAGUUUAAGCUAAUACUCAAUGUAAUUGGACUGAUAAUGGCAUUUUUCAACUUGAUAUUCAACUACAGAGCUCUGGAACUGGCUUUCAUAUUUCUGCUGGUCUGGUACUACUGCACCCUGACUAUACGGGAGUCCAUAUUGAAGGUGAAUGGAUCCAGGAUCAAGGGCUGGUGGCGCGCCCACCACUUCAUCUCGACGGUGGCCGCCGGCGUCCUGCUGGUCUGGCCGCAGGGCGAGCACUGGCAACUCUUCCGCCUGCAGUUCAUGUACUUCAAUGUCUACAUCAGCAUCGUGCAGUAUUUGCAGUUUGGCUAUCAGAAGGGUCUGCUGUAUCGGCUCAAGGCGCUGGGCGAACGCCACAACAUGGAUAUCACCAUUGAGGGCUUCCAUUCGUGGAUGUGGCGCGGCCUGAGUUUCCUUCUGCCAUUCCUGUUCAUUGGCUACGCCUUUCAGGCGUACAAUGCCUGGACGCUCUUCAAGCUGGCCUACUAUCCGCCCGACGCCCCCUGGCAUGUGUCCGUCAUGUGCGGGCUCUUCCUUCUGCUCUUUGUGGGCAACAUCACCACCACGCUCCUGGUGGUGCCGGAAAAGAUACGCGAGCGGGCUAAGGAGCGCUAUCGCCUCCAGAGCAUGGGCAAGUCCAUGAAAUUGCGCAAGGAGAUGAAGAACAGCGCCAGCGACUUGGACAUUUCAACCAGCUCGCAGGCAGCGUCAGCAGCGACAACGCCGACAGCAGCACAGCCAACUACAACGACGCCGACGUCAGCUGCUGCAGCAGCUGCAUCAGCAACGGCAACAGCGACGCCAACGCCAACGCCGACGGCAACGGCAACGCCAACGCCUGCAGAGAAGAAGGCGAACUAAAGCAUAGAGAGCAUUUGUGAGAGGUCUAGCGCUCAGUCAUAUGUUUAUAUAUAAUUUUUGGACCCGAGACCCCAACCACCAAAAACCCUCACCCAACCCCUAAAAUCCUAACCCACUCCCUAGGUUUUCUUUUGGUUUUUUAGUUUGCACACUAAUUUAUUGAUUUCGCUUUAAGCUGGAGAUUUUUGGCUCCCUUUAUUAUUCCUAUUCAGCUUAUUGCAAUCAUUGAUUUUUAUUUUCUGUAUGUUCGUUCCGCUUUGAACGGUAACUUAAGCAAGACAUUCACCUAUUGUGAAGCGAAAAAGAAAACAAAAGAAAAA
Messenger RNA from Drosophila arizonae, 1831 nucleotides. RefSeq names its product transmembrane protein 120 homolog. Gene Ontology annotation, cellular component: membrane. The record is from RefSeq and is a predicted model, not a curated record. Lineage: Eukaryota; Metazoa; Arthropoda; Insecta; Diptera; Drosophilidae.